Euleptes europaea (tarantolino) is the source of this 930-nucleotide messenger RNA. RefSeq names its product olfactory receptor 13H1-like. Bases 1 to 930 code for a protein of 309 amino acids. Gene Ontology annotation, cellular component: membrane. The record is from RefSeq and is a predicted model, not a curated record. Gene Ontology annotation, molecular function: G protein-coupled receptor activity; olfactory receptor activity. The transcript has a single exon. Gene Ontology annotation, biological process: G protein-coupled receptor signaling pathway. Lineage: Eukaryota; Metazoa; Chordata; Lepidosauria; Squamata; Sphaerodactylidae.
AUGGGGGAGAGCAACGUGACCACGGUGACAGAGUUCAUCUUGCUUGGGAUUUCCGAUCACCCCAGGGCUCAGAUGGUGAUGUUUAUCAUUUUCCUAAUAUUCUAUCUUCUCACACUAUUCAGUAAUACCCUUCUUAUUGUCCUGAUCAUUCUGAGCCCUCUUCUGCACACGCCGAUGUACUUCUUUCUCUGCAACCUCUCCUUCUUGGACAUCUUCUACACUACCAGCAGCAUUCCACAGUCCCUGAUCAACUGCUUCUUCCGCCGGCCCACCAUAUCCUAUACCAGAUGCAUAACUGAGAUGUACGUCAGCCUCUUCCUUGCAAUAGCAGAGUGUUUCUUGCUGGCUGUCAUGGCGUACGACCGCUUUGCCGCCGUGUGCAACCCCUUGCGUUACACUGUCAUCAUGAGUUGGAAGGUGUGUAUCCAGUUGGCAGCCACAUCUUGGGGUGGUGCCUUUGUGAUGACCCUGAUACCGAGACUGAUUCAACCGACUCAGUUGUGUGGACACAUCAUCAACCACUUCACGUGUGAGCUACAGGCGUUCCUCAGGCUGGCGUGCUCAGACACACGUGUGACCAAGAUUGUCACCCUGAUCAACAGCAUUAUUGUCCUGGCCGUGCCCUUUAGCUUCAUCUUGGUGACCUACGGGCGCAUCGGCCAGGCCGUGCUGCGCAUGCAUUCGGCCAAGGGACGAGGCAAGGCUUUUUCAACCUGUGGGUCCCAUCUGGUGGUGGUCAGCAUCUUCUACGGCUCAGGAAUCUCCAUGUACCUGCGGCCACAAGGCAAGACCUUCUCGGACCAUGACAAAUUUGUCUCCCUGUUUUAUGGAGUGGUGACCCCAAUGCUCAACCCUUUGAUUUACAGCCUUAGAAAUAAAGAUGUGAAAGGAGCCUUUUGGAGACUGCUUGGAAAGAAAAUGUCUGAAUGA